AUGGGGCGUUUGGCCUGUGUCAGCCUAUGUUUGCUUGGCUUCUUCAUGAGAGCCGUUGAAGCGGAUCGCUGCCCCAGGGGAUGGCUGCAGUACCAGGGCAACUGUUAUGGGUUUUUCCACAACAAGUUGAGUUGGCAUGAAGCUGAGAUUGAGUGUCAGAGUUACGGUCGUGGGACCCACCUCGCAUCCAUUCUUGUCAGGGCAGAAACUCUGAUGGUAUCCAAACAUAUCUCCACUGACAAGAAAGAAACAGGGGUUGACGUUUGGAUUGGACUCCAUGAUACUCACCAGAAUGGGAACUGGAGGUGGUCCGAUGAGUCCUCCUACAACUACAACAACUGGAUGCGAGGGGAGCCCAACAACCUCUGGAAUUCCGAGUACUGUGUGGCUUUGAGGGCUUCCACAGGGUAUAAGAGAUGGAUUGAUGCUGUUUGCAAGAAACAUAAAGCCUACAUCUGCAAACAUGAGAUGUAG
Lacerta agilis (Sand lizard) is the source of this 474-nucleotide messenger RNA. RefSeq names its product C-type lectin-like. The transcript has 5 exons. The record is from RefSeq and is a predicted model, not a curated record. Gene Ontology annotation, molecular function: signaling receptor activity. NCBI's taxonomy places the organism in Eukaryota, Metazoa, Chordata, Lepidosauria, Squamata, Lacertidae. The coding region runs from base 1 to 474 and encodes 157 amino acids.